GAUCAUGUGACUGUGAUCAUAUAUGGUUCAUGUGUGUUUAUGUGCAGUAAUAAUCAGUCAUGACUCGCGUGUUGAUCGCGUUCUGUCUGGCGUUCAUACGCGUUCAGAGCGACGCGUUGAUUCCGCCGCAUGAGGAGGUCGCGCGCAUGGCUCGGUUCGUCAUCAAUAAGUGUGAUUGGGCUUCAAUGGCGACGAUCUCCACUCAUGACCCGGUCAAAGGUCAGCCGUUCUCCAACGUGUUCUCCAUCAGCGACGGACCCGCGGGGAACGGGACCGGUACACCGUACAUGUACCUGACGCACAUGGAGAUAUCAGUGCAGGAUUUACAGGUGAAUCCUCAGGCGUCUCUCUCCGUGUCUCUCGCUCAGACAGGUUACUGUAAACAUCACGGCUUUGAUCCUCAGAGUCCUCUGUGUGCUCACAUCAUUCUGUCUGGAUCUGUUGUGGAGGUGAAUGGCUCAGAGGCGUCUGAUGCUAAAGUGUCUCUCUUCAGCAGACAUCCAGAGAUGAUCGACUGGCCCACUGAUCAUAACUGGUUCUUUGCCAAGAUGAACAUCACUCAGGUGUGGGUUCUCGAUUACUUUGGUGGAGUGAAAACUGUGUCGCCUGAAGAAUAUUACAGAGCCACACCGUACAGAAAACACCGCGGAAAUGACUCACAAUAAUCUGAUGAAGAGAAAAUCAUCGUCAUUUAAGAGCCUCUGAUGAAUAAAUGAAUGUUCAACGCUGUGUGUUCAUUUUAUAACCGUUCAGCUUGUUUACAGACACUGAAGUGUGUUUUUGUGUGCUCAUAUAAUAUAUCAGAAUACAGAACAUUAAUUAAACGAAACAUUAAUGUAAAGAGAUUCUGUUGAUCAAUAUGCUUCUGGAAGCAUUUUGUAAAAUAAUCAUUUUUGCAGUUUGCACAAGCGAUUCUAACAGUGGAAAUGCAAUUUUAGCAUUUUUCAUUUCUGCUCAAAAUUGCCAAAGUGUUUAUUUUUUCAGUGAUUUCAUCUAUCAGGUUCAGUACAUUUAUAUUGAACCCCUAGUUUCAGUUUGUACACACCGUUGAAGUCUUCAUCCCUUAAUAAGUUUGUACUUCUUUUAAACGCUAAGAUUAGAGAGCUAUAAAAGUGUGUUGAGUGUGUGAAAUAAAUAUUUAUUCUGAUUCAAA
Myxocyprinus asiaticus (Chinese sucker) is the source of this 1153-nucleotide messenger RNA. It is a transcript of the gene creg1, whose product is annotated as cellular repressor of E1A-stimulated genes 1. The transcript is spliced from 4 exons. Bases 60 to 665 code for a protein of 201 amino acids. NCBI's taxonomy places the organism in Eukaryota, Metazoa, Chordata, Actinopteri, Cypriniformes, Catostomidae. The record is from RefSeq and is a predicted model, not a curated record.